UUGGCUGCAGUGGCUGUCUUUGGCCCUGACAUGGCCUGAGACACUCAUGGAUGUCUCACCCUCCACCCACGAGCCCGAAGAUCCAGAGGACUACGAGGAUACCUUUGGGGAGUCCGAGGAAGAGGCCUUCGAGGAGGAUGACGAAGGUGAAGAUCAAGAGCAGACCUCCCGCGAGCGGGUGCUGCCUGGAGAGGAUCGGAGUAGAGGCUCUAGCAGAGAGUUCGAAGAGCCUGACCUGCCCUGGGCAGAGGAGGGCUACAGCGCCCAGGUAGACCCAUUGGCCCAGGAGGGUCUCCGUGACGAAGUAGAGCCAGCUCACGAAGAAGCUCACGAUCUGCCAGAAGCUCAUGAGCACCAUGCCCGCGUUCAGAGGCGCCACAGCACAGCUUCCAGCAGAGAGUUCGGAGAACCUCACCUGCCCUGGGCAGAGGACGACUAUCAAGACGACUUUGCCCAAACGCAGGAGCAGUCUGACUUGGCCCGGACGGAGGAGUCUGGCUUCAAGAUUGACCAGCAGACGCAGGAGGAGUAUCCGGAUGACUUCGCUCGGACAGAGGAGUCUGGCUUCAAGAGUGGCCACCAGACGCAGGAGUAUCCAGAUGACUUUGCUCGGACGGAGGAGUCUGGCUUUCAAAGUGCUCACCAGACGGCCGAGGAGGAGUAUCAGGAUGACUUCGCUCGGACUGAGGAGUCUGGCUUUCGGGACCAGACACAGGCGCAGCCGCCAGUGCUGUCUCGAGGGCCAAGUCCCGUCGCGCCAGAGGAGACUGCAGAGGUGAAGAAGAUGCCGGAGGAGGUCUUCGGCCAAGAGGACCUGGCCGAAGCGCUUCGGUGCUUCAAAGCCGGCGACUUCCAAAAUGCGAUUCCACUGGCGCGCAAGGCCAAGGAGUGCUGCCAUGAACAAACCCGGAGCUCUUUGCAGGAGCAUGGCGAGCUGCCGGAAGACCCCACAGAUGCGGGGGACGCUUGGAGGGCGGCGAUGGAUCGCUUAGCGGCAGCUCAUGAGACAGCGGGAGAUGUGGAGCGGGCGGAAGCCUUGUACUUGCGGAUGUUGGCUUGGAGAGAAGGAGCUGAUCAGUUUGAGGCCGGGAACUUCGAGGUUGGCCACAUGCUCUUCAAGAAGAGUUGCAGCUACAGGUCGGUGGAGGACGCCACAUGGUUCUUGCACCACGUGAAGCCGGACGAUGGGCACGUGGGACUGGAGGCUGUGGCUCUCUUGGCCUUGGGCGAGGAGGUUGCCGCCAAAGCCGCCAUCGCUGUAUGGACCUUAGCACUGAGAGCCUCUCAAAGAGAGCAGCUCACUGUAGCGGGUGCCCUGGAGCUGACAGCCAAGGCCAUCGCCUUCCACGGGAACAAUGCGGAGCUCCAGGCCGCAGGCUGCGGCCUGCUGCGGCUCCUGUGUGGCGGUCAUCGGUUGGCCGCCCGGAACCGCCGUCGCUUGGUCUUCCUGGGCGGGGUGGAGUCGGUGCUCUCAGCGAUGCAGAACUUCCCCGAGGACUGGGAGGUGGCUCGUGAAGCCUGUGGCGCUUUGCGGGCCAUGGCGCAUAAGAAUCCGGCUGGUGCCCGGCGAAUCAUCGAGAGCGAUGGCUUCAAGCAUUGCAUGGAGGCCUUAGAGCAUCCGGAUGAUGCUGUCAGCAGCCUAGCUUCCAAGGCCAUCGGGGAGCUCCAAUGUGCCGCGGAGGUGGACUUCGCUAGCACGGACGCUCACGCAGAGAACCUGCAGGCACUUUGGGAAGCUCGUUUGCGAGAGCAGCGGGAGGCCGGGCUGAAGAGUUGCUCUGAAAAGCUACGAGGCCCACUGACCCAGGGCGUCUUGCAGGCGAUCUUGGCUACCAUUUGCGUCUUCAUGGAAGAUCCGGUGCGCUACAAGUUCCUUAACAUUGUUCAGCCAGUGGUGGUUUGCAUGCAGAUGUUUCCAGGGCAUGAGAAGAUUCAGAUGCCCUCGUGCCAAAUCUUGCUGAGCCUUACCAGCAAUGAUAGCCUCAGCAAUGAACAUGAGGAGGCCAUCACCAAGUUCGCCAAGUCCGGCGGCAUCGGUCCUUUGGUGCAGGCCAUGAAGGACUUGCCCUGCCAUGUGCUUGUGCAACGCUUGGCCAUGGGUGUCUUGCGAAACUUCUUGACUGGGGGUGACAUGAACAAGACCUCGGCCGCGCGUGCCGGAGCCAUUCCAACCAUCAUUACAGCCAUGCAGCGCUUCAAAAACAACGUGUCGAUCCAAGAGGAGGCGAUCAUUUGCCUCACGAGCCUUUGCGACACUUUGGGUCGAGCCUCAGUGGCUGCCCGCCUAGGCUUGGUGGAUUUGAUCCUCACAGCGGUCAAAAGCCAAGGCUACGGAGAGAUGCCUGGCCGACUUACGGAACGAAGCUGCAUGAUCCUUUGCAUGUUUGCAGACGAUCAGAAGCUGCGGCAUGAUAUUGUGAAAGCUGGCGCAUUGGCCAUGGCGAAGCAGGUGAUCAGCCGCGCCAAGAAUCUGGACGUGCAACGCUGGGGCUGCGAACUCUUGCGCAGCCUUUCGCAAGCCAACUAAGUUAGGCCACGAGGGACGCCAGGACAGAGGGAUCGAUGAAGCCACAAUCUUGGGCGAAGUGGAGCAAAGAUGGGCAAGUGAUGGCUUUAGUAUGUGCGUAGUGGCCGACAUUUCCUGGCACAUGC
This is a messenger RNA of Durusdinium trenchii, 2652 nucleotides long. Lineage: Eukaryota; Dinophyceae; Suessiales; Symbiodiniaceae. The record is from the annotation of a GenBank genome assembly.